CAGACACAUUCAUAUCGUUAAUUGAUAUUUUUGAUGAUUGUUUUAUUAAUAGUCAAUAUUAUUUGAAAAUGAUUUGUAUUUUCUUUUUAAUGAACUUAGGAAUCAAUCGUAUAUAUCAUAUGAAAUUGAUACAUGAGCGGGUCAAGCAGCUUCUACCUCUUAUGUGUAAAGCAGCAAGUGAAAGUAUGACAAGUGAAAGUAUGAGUUUUAAUAAAAGAAAGAAAUUAGAAGCAACAGUGUGUGUGGUAAUAGAACGAGGGCAUAUAGAGUAUAUUACUAAUUUUCUUGGAAAUGACACAUAUCCUUUAUUUGGAGUUAAGAACAAAAAAGGCCAAAGCCCGUUUCAAAUUGCCGUUGAAUGCCGUCAACACAAAAUUUAUAAUCUUAUAUAUCUCCUCGAUCAGUUGCCCAAAAUUUGAAAUAAACUUGGCCUCGAUCAAUUCGAAAAAAUACGGAAAAGAGUGGGGUUGACAGAUGACUUUGGCAAUAAUCUGCUACAUACGGUAGCAUGUAUUACCCCAAUGUCACAAAUUGGUCACAUUCAAGGUGCAGCUUUGCAAAGAGAACUACAGUGGUUCAAGGAGGUGGAGAGCAUUGCAAAUCCCAAGGAUUGUGAAUCUGUAAACAAAGAUGAUAUGACACAACAUAAAGUAUUUACGGAGAAUCACAAAGAAUUGGGCAAAGAGGCAGAAAAGUCAAUGAAGGAAACAGCAACUUCUUGUACAGUUGUUGAUGCUCUUAUUGUCACCAUAAUGUUUGCUGCAGCAUUCACAGUUCCCGGUGAAAAUGAUAAAAAGAAAGAUGUUCCUACAUUCUUAACUAAUAAGGUAUUCACAAUAUUUAUAGUUUCAGAUGCAAUCUCACUCUUUUCUUCAACAACUUCGAUUAUCAUGUUUUUGGGCAUUCUCACGUCACGUUAUUCUGAAAAUGAUUUUUCUAAAUCCUUGCCCACCAAAAUGAUAAUAGGCCUUUUCACUCUAUUUUUAUCUAUCGCCACCAUGAUGAUUGUCUUUUCUUGUGGCCUUUACAUUAUGCUUGAUGGGAAAUCAUCAAUUGUUAUUCCAAGCAUUUUGCUUGCAGGUGUUCCAGUUACCUCGUUCAUAUGGAUGCAAUUUCCGUUGUUUGUUGAGUUAUUCAUUUCUACUUUUGGACGGGGAAUAUUUGACACGAAGAAGAAAAAGUUGAUUUGAGUUGUUUCCUAUGUUAUCUUUAGUUGGGUUUGGAUUUGCUACUAUUGAAUAAACUUGUAAAGAGAAGCCAAUUUAUGUGUUCUCUAUUUGGCCAAUUAUGUAUACGCUUUCUUUUUGACAAUUAUAUAUGCGCUUUUUAUUUGACAAUUAUGUAUGCGCUUUUGAUCCUAAAAGAAAAUUUCAACUUCAAUUUAUAUUUUUGAGUUUUCUUUUUUGGUGAAUUUCUCUUCUUUUUUUUUUUUUUGAGUUAGUUACUAAGACAAGUUCUGUAUAGGCUCUAUUUUUUUUGUCAAUAAAAUGAAUUCAUUGAAGCUACCCCAAAUGGGGAAAUGUACUACAAUGUUAUCUCAAGCAGGGAAAAACAUAACCCAGCAAGUAAAGACUAACAAAACUAAGCCAUACAUGCAUACAAAAGGAGGGCAAUAGAAGCCACUGUCGAGCCAUAACAAUUAAAAUACCGGAGGACAUCCUGAUUUAUCGCAUAAGAGAACCAAGAUCAAAGACAUCAUAUUUUUGAAAAUUACAUGUACAUCCAAAAAUGUUAACUUUGAAAAGACGAUUCACAUGUUAGUAGCUUA
Pyrus x bretschneideri (Chinese white pear) is the source of this 1768-nucleotide messenger RNA. RefSeq names its product ankyrin repeat-containing protein ITN1-like. NCBI's taxonomy places the organism in Eukaryota, Viridiplantae, Streptophyta, Magnoliopsida, Rosales, Rosaceae. The record is from RefSeq and is a predicted model, not a curated record. The transcript is spliced from 2 exons. The coding region runs from base 522 to 1190 and encodes 222 amino acids.